CAGAUACAUGGGGCUGGAGCAUUAGGCGAUGUGUGUUACAAGUGAAUGAUGAGUUAAUCUGGGAGUGUGCAGAAUGCUGUGUCUUGCGUGGGGUGGGACAAUCAGAAAGCAUGUAGACAGUCUGCAAGUUGUGACCAGCUCUCCCAGCUACUGCUACACUGCAAUCCCAGGCAGCAGCUCCUGCACCAUGCACCCAGCUCCCUGUCUGACCGCCCAGAUGGUGCCGCUGUAUCUGCCCACGCCGGACACCUGCUGGAACCCAGAGGGCAUCUGAGCCCAGUGGAUGAGGGGUCCAUUUCAGGAUGAACGUCUGCCAUUAUGAUAAACGGAUGGACUUUUUCUACAACCAGAGCAAGUCGCAGACGGAGGACGAUUGGACGGGGACCAAGCUGAUCUUGCUGUUCUGUUUCGGGGCCUGCUGCUGUUUGUUCAUAUUCGUCUCCAACCUGCUGGUCAUUGCCGCUGUCGUCAUCAAUAAGAGAUUCCACUACCCCUUCUACUACCUGCUAGCCAACCUAGCCGCUGCAGACCUCUUCUCUGGCAUCGCCUAUGUCUUCCUCAUGUUCCAUACAGGGCCCGUGUCCAAGACACUCACCGUACACAGGUGGUUCCUGCGCCAGGGCCUCCUGGACACGAGCAUGUCCGCAUCGCUGGCCAAUCUUCUGGUCAUUGCGGUAGAGAGACACAUGUCCAUCGUUCGGAUGAGAAUCCACAGCAACUUCACUAAAAGGCGAGUGACGUGCCUCAUUUUGCUGAUCUGGAUCGUGGCCAUUUUCAUGGGCGCCGUGCCCACUUUAGGCUGGAACUGUAUCUGCAACAUCACCACGUGUUCCUCCCUGGCGCCCAUCUACAGCAGGAGCUACCUCACUUUCUGGACUGUCUCUAACCUGGCGGUUUUCCUAAUCAUGGUGGUGGUCUAUCUGCGGAUCUACAUGUACGUGCAGAGGAAGACCAACGUCUUGUCCCCGCAUACCACGGGCUCUAUUAGUCGCAGGCGGACUCCGAUAAAGCUGAUGAAGACGGUCAUGACUGUACUGGGUGCCUUUGUCGUGUGCUGGACCCCAGGGAUGGUGGUUCUUCUCCUCGAUGGGCUGAACUGCACGCAGUGUGGGGUACAGCAAGUGAAGCGGUGGUUCCUUCUGCUUGCCUUGAUGAACUCUGUUAUGAACCCCAUCAUCUAUUCCUACAAGGACGAUGAGAUGUGGAGAACCUUCAAAGGAAUGAUCUGCUGUUUCGGCUAUAGGGGAAACCGCCGCGCCUCAAGGCUGCCGUCUACAGUACACAGCACGCGCAGUACGGACACCACAAGCUAUUACUUAGAAGAACUCAGUAACCACUUCCCGCCAGAAAUUAAAAAAUCGCCCUAAAGGUGCAAGAAGUCUCCGCGACGGGUUCCCGGAGGAACUUACAGCCCAAACAAGGAGUUUUUUGUUUUAAUUAUUUAUAUCAUAAAGAGAAAAAAUUACAAUAUCCGAAACAUUCCGCGCAGAAGUACAAGGAUCAGAAAGGACCGGUAAAUGCCAUGUAAACGUACACCCGUGGGGCGACUCCUGACAUUUUGUUGUUGACUCCAGAUCCUUAAUUCUUCUCAGGAAUUCAGUGGCUCAUUCUGCGGCCCAUCUGGCACAACUGGAUCUACAGUGUGAGCAGUAAUUUGGGGCCAGAGCUUUGGAAAUAGAGGAACGUGGACUUUGGACUGGCAGAUUCUGCUACUGCUGGCGAACGCAUUCUGGGAGCCGCCCAACACAGGGCAAGACCCCCCAGCAAGCAAAGGGCCACCCAGCGAUGCAAUUAGGAAAGUUAGGGAAGCCCCCUACAGAUGCAGCCAGGCUGUGUAUGCGAGUGCUCUGCAGCCAUUUUUUGCUUCGCAUCGGCUGCGUGACAUCACAAAAACAAAAUGGUCCGGACAAGCCUGCGUUGUCCGGACCACUCCCAAAAAAAGCAACGUCGACACCCCCUCCCAACGACCACCACUGUUAAUCAUAGUGCAAUCGCAUCCCUCCGGCCACUGCGCACAAGUUUGAAAAUUGCGCAAUUGCAAUUUUCCUACUUCUGCAUCCCUUACUGAAAGAGGGCCUUUAUCCGCAGUGCUUUGUACAGGGGCAGCUUUACCCUAAGAUAUAGGGGGUAAUUCAGACCUGAUCAUGAUCGGAUCCUAACUGGGCAUGUGUAUGCACCGCAAUGCGCACGUGCGUCGGACAACAACAACGGUUAUCGCCGGUUAGCGACGGGAUGGUGCGAAAAAUCUGAUCACACGGGCGUUUGCAAGGUGAUUGACAGGAAGAGGCCGUUUGUUGGUGGCAACUGAGUGUUUGCUGGGAGUGUUCGGGAAAACGCAGGCGUGCCCAAGCGUUUUCAGGGAGGGCGUUGACGUCAGCUCCGGCCCCGAUCAGCCCGUUCUCAUCGCACUGGGGGAGUAAGUCCUGGGCUGCGCAGAGACUGCACAAAGUGGAUUUUUGCAGCUGGGCGUACACAUGCGAUCGCACACUUGCACGUGAAUAUACACUCCCCCUGUAGGCGGAGACUAUCUGAUCGCAGGACAGCAAAAUGAGCAGCCCAGCGAUCAGAUCUGAAUUACGCCCAUAGAACAUUCGGGAGAUUUGCUGUACAUUUAGGAUUCUCUGCAUCGUCUUUCUCUGUCUACGAAGUUUAGGGGCCUAUUUAUUAAUAUAAACAUUAUGGCCCUAAAAAGUAACAUUGGUUAUCGCUGCAGAUUGGAAUGUUUUAUGUUUCCUAUUUAUUGACCUACCCUAAGCGGUUGUUUCCCCAGUCCCACCGGAACCAAACGCUGUAAGCACAGGCGCACCCCGGGGGGACAGUACGGACAAGUACAAAUGUAGCAUAAUCCCUACAGAGAAUAACAGACUGCAAAUACAGGAGAUAUCUCUGAUUAGGUUCCUCUUAAAUAGCCCUGAUAGCUAAAGCAGCCAGACGCUGCCGCUUCCACAAGAUUUUAUGGUAGAAGGGGCUUUAUACAAAGGCGCGGUAGAAUAUAAACAAAAUGUACGAGCCUUGGCCCUGUUUAUGCGAGGACAUAGGUCUGGUUACAGAAGGAACAUUCUGGAAGUCUUAGAAAGCAAUUUGUGUCACUUUAACUUAAUAGCUAUAACUGCCGACUAAAUAGCCUUAGAACAAUCUCCGUGUUAACAUCAUUGUGCACUCAGUGUGAUAGGGAAAACAUUUCCUGCGGUUUCUAAUGCUGCCUGGCAGGAGGAAAACAAGAUAAUUAAAACAGCAAAAUAGAGAUAUUUUAUCCUCCGUGGUCUGUGAUCCGGUGCAAUUAUAGCAAACACUAAUAUGUGAUUGCUCCCUGCUCCGAUCCAGAACGUCUGCUCGCACAGAUGUCCAGAGACUGAGAGUUAUUGUUCCACAACGAUCUUCAUAAAACCAUUGGACUUGCUUCGGUUAAUCAUUUCUCUCCCUCAAGCAGAAUCAUUUUCUAAUGGUGUGUUACUGGACAGAGGAAUGGGUGCCGGCGCGGAACACACCGCCGGGAAAGUGUACCUAUGACCUCAUAAGUGUGAUCUGCUGGUAUUAGUGGAACUGUAUAGUGCGGGAUCGUGGCCUAAUUCAAUGUUGGCGCACUGUUCCCAGCACGCCGGGCUGGGUGUAUGUGACCGUGGUUUGCUGCUCAGAUCAAGACGAUAUUUUGCUGUUUGUUAAUAAAGUUUCUUGUUCCCUCA
This is a messenger RNA of Pseudophryne corroboree (corroboree frog), 3683 nucleotides long. RefSeq names its product lysophosphatidic acid receptor 3 (gene LPAR3). The transcript is spliced from 3 exons. Gene Ontology annotation, molecular function: lysophosphatidic acid receptor activity. The record is from RefSeq and is a predicted model, not a curated record. NCBI's taxonomy places the organism in Eukaryota, Metazoa, Chordata, Amphibia, Anura, Myobatrachidae. Gene Ontology annotation, biological process: regulation of metabolic process; adenylate cyclase-activating G protein-coupled receptor signaling pathway. The coding region runs from base 303 to 1367 and encodes 354 amino acids. Gene Ontology annotation, cellular component: plasma membrane; cytoplasm.